AUGGACGAACAACGAAAGGCCGAAUAUGAAAGCCAAAGUCUACAGUUACGUGCAGAACUCAAGCAAUUCGAGGGGGAAUACGCCCAGAACCACGACGGCAAGAAGCCGCCCCGCGAAGUUAUCAAACAGAAUCCGGAUAUUGCCCAGAAAUACAAGCAGUACAGCAAACUCCGCGACAUACUCUCCGGAAAGAUCCCUCCUCCUCCCACCAAAAGUGACAACCAAGACCCGAGCCAACGCAAGCGCAAGCAAGCAGAGACAUCUCUACCAUCUGCCUCAACUCCCUCCAAGCGUACCAAGUCUGUCGCCACCCCCAAAUCACAACACUACUCUGCCGUCGAUGAUGAAGCUAUCACCCCAGAGGUUGCACGGAAACUCUUCAGCCCUGUCGUCCCAUCAUCGAUUGGCCCUACACCCCAAAAAGACGGCCGUGUUCUCGGUCUCUUCGACCUCAUAUCCCACACUCCAUCCAAGUCAACACAUGAAGACAGAUCACGAGGGCCCGGAUUCACGGCUACACCAAGUAAACGUCGCCACGCCCUUGACCCCGAGAACGAUAACGACGAUGACGAGAAGGACGACAAGGAAUUCAUAACCCCCAGCAUCCCACGGCACCGUAACCUCGACCGAACCCCAUCCUCUGGCCGCAACCGCAAUCUGCUCGACAGCUUCCUUGGAGUUCGCGCUACCAACACAACAUCCACACCACUAAGCAAGAACAAUGCGAACAACUCACCCUCGAAAAACGCUCUCGGCAAGACGCCGUCCGGCGAGCGCUCUGCGUCCAAGCUACACUUCGCCACACCCGCUUUCUUGCGUCGUACAUCAGCGCCGCUGCCACCCGUGGACGAGAAUGGCGAGUGGUUGGACAUCGAGCCCUUGAAGCUACCACGAAAACCGUUCAGCAUAGCGAAGGGCAGGGGAUUGAGCAGCGUGGUAGCCAGUCUACGGAAAAUGGAGGAAGAGAAGCUGGAUGAGGAGCUGGAUAUGUUAAGGGAGAUGGAAGCAAUGGAACACGGUGACAUGGCUCCUCCACCACCGAAGAAGACGCUCACGUCGACAAGUGAAGACCGGAAGAAGAAGCAAACAGGACCAGCAGAGCCAGCGGAACCAGAAGCAGAACCAGACGAAGCAAACGAUUUCGAAGACGACGAAGCAGCUCUCAUCGAAGUCGAAGCUAGCUUCCUUGAAUCACCAUCAUCGAAGAGGAAGAAGGAGCGGCAGCAGCGACCAGUCCUACUAAGCGGAUUCGACGAUGAGAAUGUUUACGACAGCCAAGAUGACGGAGACCUGAGCAAGGAGGGAUUGGAUCGCAAUGGGCAGCCACUGAGGGUGUUCAAGAAGAAGGGACAGAAGAGGACGACACGGAAGGUCAACAUGCGACCGACAAGGACGAAACGACCUAGUGCGCCGGUUGCUGAGGGAGACGAUGACAGCGAAGAAGAGGAUGGUGACGACAUGAUACCGGAGACACAAUUCGAUGCGACCAAGAAUAUGGCUGGAGAUGAUAGUCACGACGUGGAUCCGUUGUUGUCCGGGUCAGGGUCAGGGUCAGAGUUUGAUGGGUCAGAUGGCGAAGAAGAUGACGAAGCAGAAGCGAGUACUGCAAAGGCGGCAAGGGCUGCAAAGAAGAAGGCACCACCAUCAGCAAAAGAAAAGAAGGAAGCGACCAAGAAGAAGGACAACAAGAAGGGAAUGAAAGAGGAUGCCGCCGAUGACGAAAAGCCAGCUACAACAAAGAAGCCGCGCAUGGUGAAGGCUACGGCGAAUGCGAACUUCAAGAGGUUGAAGUUGAAAAAUAACGGGGCGAAGGGCGGACCGGCUCAUAAUAGUCGGUUUAGGAGAAGGAGGUAG
Messenger RNA from Sordaria macrospora k-hell, 1854 nucleotides. RefSeq lists its product as uncharacterized. Gene Ontology annotation, biological process: mitotic DNA replication preinitiation complex assembly; DNA replication; double-strand break repair via break-induced replication. NCBI's taxonomy places the organism in Eukaryota, Fungi, Ascomycota, Sordariomycetes, Sordariales, Sordariaceae. The record is from RefSeq and is a predicted model, not a curated record. Gene Ontology annotation, molecular function: DNA replication origin binding; single-stranded DNA binding. Gene Ontology annotation, cellular component: DNA replication preinitiation complex.